AAUAAGAUCAUUAUCUCUAGAAAGCAUCCCUGUGAACAAGAACAUGAAACUGCUAGGUCUUCUUAUGACACUGUUUGCUCUUAGCUAUGCAAACUUGGACAAACAAGUUGUGUGUACAACCUUACGUGAACUUCUGAACAGGCUUGAAAAUCUUGAGAAGCAUGAGUUCAAGGCUUUCAGCAAAUCAGUACAAAUCCAAACACCGAAUGCAGAAAUACAGAAUGCACGUGAGUGUGACGCCUUACUUGCAAAACACCUGAAGCAUUUUAUAAAGUCAGUUAAAAGUGCAGUACCCAGAAACCAGUAUGCCAACAUUUUAGACAACGUGAAUAAGAUACUGCAGGAAACUGAAGUCAAGAAUGGGUCAAUCGUCACCUGCACCUUCACAACGCAUAACCUCACAAAAGUUACACCAGACGAUAUCAAGCCUUUGAUUCAGGAUAACAUUAAGUUCAUCCAAAAAAGGAAUGUGAUCUGCAAAUAGAAGAAUCUUGCAAGUCACAAAAGUAAACUAAACGGAUAUACUGCUAUGGAGAUGUGGAUUACAUAUUUAUUCAUUUGAAAUGUCUAUUUUUUUUUAACUUAAUAUUUAUAUAUCUAUUUAUUUGUUGGCCUAUUUAUUUAUUUAUUUAUUUUGACCAGUGUGUGUUGGUUGUUCUCUAUCCUCGAACUUGUUUGUAAAAUGAAAUGUAUCUAAUUCAAAAAAGUGAAUGUUAUUAUCUUCAUCACAGGAAGAAAAAUGAUCAACACUAUACUUUAUUUUUUAAAGUUUGUUCUUGUAUUGUAGCAAUACAAUCAUCUUUUAAGAUCCACAGAUUUUAUGAUGAACUGAAUUCUGAAUAAAAAGAAUAUAUUUAAGAUCAA
Cyprinus carpio (common carp) is the source of this 864-nucleotide messenger RNA. RefSeq lists its product as uncharacterized. The record is from RefSeq and is a predicted model, not a curated record. NCBI's taxonomy places the organism in Eukaryota, Metazoa, Chordata, Actinopteri, Cypriniformes, Cyprinidae.